UCAAGUUAUGUUGCUAUUCAAAGUUUCAAAAUUUCAUUUUAAUGGGCAUGAAUAAUGCCUCUUGGGAAGAAAGCUUUGCGGGCUUUGUGUGGGAAUUUGAAGAAAGACCUUUUUGAAGAUUAAAGUGUACGUGUCUUCCUUUAUACAAUGGAUGAAGCUAUUGUGUACAGUAUUGAGAGACCAAAUCCAAGUUUUAUUGCCAUGGCUUGUUAUCCGUUUCAACAAAAUGGGUUUUCGAUAUCAUAUUCAGAUUCAGCUCCAACUCAUUACUCUCUGAAAAUCGGGUCAUUUUCAUGGCUAACCAAAAUUUCAGUGGACAAAUAUGAGUCGGGAGAAUUUGAAGCUGGAGGAUACAAAUGGAAACUAGUGCUCUACCCGAAUGGAAACAAGAAGAAAAAUGUGGAAGGCCACAUCUCUGUUUACUUGGAAAUGGUUGGAGCUGAUUCACUUCAGACUGGAUUCGAAGUAUAUGUUAAUUUCAGGUUCUUUUUACUUGAUCAGAAUAAGGGAAUGUUCCUGGUUCUUCAAGAUGCCAAUAAAAAGGAAAAGUGUUUCCAUGGGGUAAUGCGUUAUUCGGGAUUUGAUAGGCUUAUCACUCUUAAAUCGUUUACUGAUGCUUCCAACGGAUAUGUCAUUGAUGAUUCCUGUGUGAUUGGAGCUGAGGUCUUUGUUUGUAAAGAAAGAAGAGCUCGCAAAGGAGAGUCAAUAUCGAUGGUCAAGGUUGCUGUUAUGUGCAAGCAUGUUUGGAAGGUUGAGAACUUUUCAAAGUUAGGUGCUGACCCCUACAAAUCAGAACCAUUCAUUGCCAGAGAACGGAAUUGGAAGAUAGUGCUCUAUCCUAAGGGACAUAAGAAAGGAAAGGGUACUCAUAUUUCUCUUUUCUUGGAAUUGGAUGAUCCGGAAAAACUUUCUGGUUCCAAAGUAUUUGCAGAGUUUUCCAUGCGCAUUGUAGAUCAAAUGCAUGCCAAACAUGAGUGCUUAAAAGCAAACAACUGGUUCAGUACCUCAACUCGGGAUUUCGGUUGGCCUACCUUCCUUAAACUGGACACCUUCAGUCAGGCAGGUAAUGGGUUUUUGGUGAAGGAUGCUUGCAUAGUAGAGGCCGAUGUCACUAUCCGUGGAACUGCAACAGCACUGUAGUCGGCAUGUCGUUUGUUUUAGCUGUCGGCAUGUCGUAUGUUUUAGCUGUUCCUAAAAAGAUGUUACGAAUGAAAGGACUAAAGGCCUUGUCACUGUCCAUGAUAUUGUAAAAGCAUUGUCUAGAUGUGGGUAUACCAUAGUGCUAAAAUCCUUGUUCACCAAAUGACUUGUGAUUGAAGUGUAUUUUGAUGUUUUUAAUCAAUUUUAACUGAAGUUUGUGAUUUUUGCAAAUU
Malus domestica (apple) is the source of this 1373-nucleotide messenger RNA. RefSeq lists its product as uncharacterized. Gene Ontology annotation, molecular function: protein binding. The record is from RefSeq and is a predicted model, not a curated record. NCBI's taxonomy places the organism in Eukaryota, Viridiplantae, Streptophyta, Magnoliopsida, Rosales, Rosaceae.